Molecule: messenger RNA, 1572 nt
Organism: Salvia miltiorrhiza (redroot sage)
Lineage: Eukaryota; Viridiplantae; Streptophyta; Magnoliopsida; Lamiales; Lamiaceae
Product: RPM1-interacting protein 4-like
Exons: 3
Coding region: 354-1127 (257 amino acids)
Source: RefSeq, a predicted model, not a curated record
UUAUUCACUCCACCAACUAAACCACCUCUAAUCUAACCGAUCAAGACAUUUCAAAGAAGAGUGAGGUGAGAAAACGGAGGAAGAAGAUAGUAAGGCGAAUAGUCAAAUCCAUAACCGGUGGCGCCGGUUGAUGGUCGAUAGACCCCUCUCUCCUCCCAUCAUUAACUCAUCAUCACUGCAUCUCUCUCUUCUCCCUCCCUCUCUUCUCUCUCUCUCUCUUCAGCGCCUGCAAAAAUUAGGCGCCGAAGAAUUUUUGUCUUCUGCAGAGUUCCGAGAGCUGGAUUGAUCUAAAACUCUCAUCUCUUUGUUGAAUUACGUCGCCUAAUUCGAAUUCUGCUUCUCCGCCGUAUCUAAUGGCUCGUUCAAAUGUGCCAAAAUUUGGCAACUGGGAAAACGACGACAACGUUCCUUACACCGUUUAUUUCGAAAAAGCAAGGAAAAACAAAGGUGGGAAAAUGAUAAAUCCAAACGAUCCUAUGGAAAAUCCGGACAUGUUCCCCGAUGCCGAUCCUCCGCCUCCGCCUCCGGCCGCAGCCGCCCCCCCUCCGGCAAACCCACGUCCCCGGCCAGACGAGCCUAACGGGCGGGGAGCAGCCGGGGCGAGGCCCGAACGUAGGGUGAGCAAAGAGGAAGAUGCUGAUCUUCACAGCUCUAGUGAAAAUCCAGGUCCGAGGGCUGCAAGUGAGUCGAGCUACGCUGGCCGGGGCCAGAGGGCUGCACGCCCUGCCCGAGCCAGUGCAGGGUCCGAGCAGAGCUUCGAGCGCUCGCCCCUUCACCCCCAUCAUCAGGCGAAACUCACGGGGGGACGGGGCAGCGGCUCGCCUGCUUGGGAAGGGAAGAGCCAUGAUAGUAGCCAUGGCACCCCGGGAAGAUCCAAGCUAAGGCCAACUAGUCGAGGCGACGAGAGUCCCGAUAAAGGUGCAGCCGUGCCAAGAUUUGGCGAGUGGGACGAGAACGACCCUCAGUCGGCCGAAAACUUCACGCACAUUUUCAAUAAAGUGCGUGAAGAGAGGAAUACCGGAGCUGGGAACGUCUCCGGGACUCCCAGGCAUCCGUCCUAUGGCACGCCCGGGAGACAGAAGGACCAACCUAAGGUUCGUCGUGCAUCCAUCUCAUCUUCGUCUUAGUACUUCGAUUCAAUCUUACGUUGUUUUCUUGACCUUCCAACGCAGAAAUGCUGCUGCGGGUGGUGGUAGAGGAGGACGAGGAAGAAGAAGAAGAAGAAGAAGAAGAAGAGUUGGAACAUGUGUGGAUGGAUUGUGCAUUAUUUGAUUUUAUAUUAGUGUGCUGCUAGUAAAAAAAUAAAACAAGAGGUCUCAUUUGUUAUCUGAAUCGCCUUUGUCGUUGUCGUCGUCGUCGUCACCGCCGUCUCUGAAAUUUCAGGGAUGACAUCUGCUUAGUUUUGGUCUUUCAGUUUCUCCCACUUCUGUAGUUAUGGAUGAUAUAUAGCGUUUACUUAUGCUAGAUAUUCUUUCAUUCUGAUUCUCUCUCUCUCUCUAGAGCUCUUGCUCUUGUUGUAAUGAAAUCUCUUUCUCUGAUUUUGUAAUACCUAAUCACACUGUAUCUUCGAAA